AUGGCUAUGAACACAUUUGAUGCUCUCAUCGCCCUCCACGAGGCAGAGAGGCGCAUAUUCGGACGAUUGAUAGAUAUGGGCGCAGAUACGAAAAUGACAAAGAAGAUUAUGGCACUAUUAAUGUGGUUGGAAUCAGAGGGAGGCCUAAAAGGCCUUGUGAAGAAGAUCAGUUCGCAGACUGACAAAGUCAUGGCUGUGGUCGGUGCAGAGGCUGAAACAGCAUUAGGAUUUCUCGAAGCGAAUGCAUUGUCACCGGGGGCUUCGUCCAUUAGUAUGCCAGUAACUUUAGACCUAGCCAAACCCGUUCCAGACUCCUUCUCUCUCAUCGACCUUUUCGAAGACAAGGAAAGGGCUUCAAAUGGCAUAUCUCACCUCGUCAAUGGAGUUUGUGAGAUGAUAUUUAGAGAUAUAUUGGAGGAUAGGUGUAAGGAAGGGAAUGGUAGUGUUGCCAUGGCAGACAUUGUUCGGAAAUUGGUCGUCGCUGAGGGCAAGAAACCUGGUGGCCUGGAAGUGGGGAAGAAAUCGGCAGUGGUGGCUUCUUCGGGUUCGAAAUUGAACCCGUAUGCCCAAGAGUGGCGGGUUUCUCCUGAGGAAGAAAGGUGCUUGUUUGUCACCUUCUCAAAUGGUUAUCCUUUAUCCGAGAACCAAAUUUUCUGGUUUUUUACAAGUUGCGUCGAUGAGAAGGAAUCAAUGCAGUUGGGGGGAGAGCUUUCAUUUCCCUAUGAAGAGGCGUCCGUUGAAGUUGCGCACUGGAGGGCCAGAGGGCCGCGCGCACCAAAGUUCGUGCUUAGUCCUUGGGUGAUGCAAACCAUGGUGAAGGGCGAGCAUCAAGUUGGCAAGAGGCCUUUGCUUACUCGGGAUGUCGCCGAGGCGGGAUGA
Molecule: messenger RNA, 879 nt
Organism: Cornus florida
Lineage: Eukaryota; Viridiplantae; Streptophyta; Magnoliopsida; Cornales; Cornaceae
Exons: 2
Coding region: 1-879 (292 amino acids)
Source: RefSeq, a predicted model, not a curated record